AUGACAGGCGGGCCGCCCAGGCUGAGGCGGCUGCGGGUUGCGCAAGUGCCACUUUCGCCGGUUACGCAUCCUCUCGCUGCUCCACUCGACAUCCUCAUCCUCCUCACUCCCACAUCUGGUCGCUCCUUCCUCGUCAUCCACCUCGACCUUCGAACCACGCAUAGCAUCGCACCGUCGCAUAUCGACCAGAUUCAGCCUCAGCUCAUCGCCGCACCGCAGCGCAUCGACUCCCGCACUCGCUCUCAAGCUUCCACCGUCCACUCGGCUCCCCGCACUGACAACAUGAAGUCGGACGUGGACAAGCAAAAGGUGCUGAGCGACCACCUCGUCAUGACGUUUUCGGGCGAGCCGGGCGACACGCUGCAGUUCUCCGAGUACAUUGAACGCAACACCAGACUCUACAGCAUCAGGUCGGCGGCGGCAUGGAUUCGAAAGCAGCUUGCCGAGUCGUUGAGAUCGCGCAGUCCGUACCAGGUGAACCUGCUGUUGGGCGGGUUUGAUCUGCCCACGUCCGAACCGGCGCUGUACUGGAUCGACUACCUGGGCACCAUGGCGACUGUGCCGUUUGCAGCGCAUGGAUAUGGCGCCUUCUUUGCCAUGUCGACACUCGACCGCUACCACCGCCCCGACAUGUCGCUCGAGGAGGGCCUCGACUUGCUCAGGAGGUGCAUCAACGAGCUCAAGCAGCGCUUCAUCGUCGACCUCGGCCAGUUUACGGUGCGCGUCAUCGACCGCGACGGCGCACGCACCGUCCAGCUCUAG
Moesziomyces antarcticus is the source of this 762-nucleotide messenger RNA. RefSeq names its product proteasome component Pre1. The coding region runs from base 1 to 762 and encodes 253 amino acids. The record is from RefSeq and is a predicted model, not a curated record. Gene Ontology annotation, cellular component: proteasome core complex; proteasome core complex, beta-subunit complex; nucleus. NCBI's taxonomy places the organism in Eukaryota, Fungi, Basidiomycota, Ustilaginomycetes, Ustilaginales, Ustilaginaceae. Gene Ontology annotation, biological process: proteasomal protein catabolic process. Gene Ontology annotation, molecular function: peptidase activity. The transcript is spliced from 3 exons.